GUCUAACCGCAUGUUCGGUCCGGAUCUUUAUAGAGACUGUGGUCGUCCUCGGUCAUCGCGAAAGAAUGCACGAACCGGGAUGGUCACGACUCACUAGAAGGGAAAAAAGCCGCCUCCUUUUAUUGCCGGAUACCAAACCUUAAAUUGUAAUAAUUUUUUCCGGAGAUCCGCUUGGGACAUUUUUCAUCGAUCGCGUCAAAAUGACGAAAGCUCUUUACGACCAUGGCCGAAAAACCCCCCUCCUCCUCACUUAUUACUGAUCUCCUGCGAUGGCUACGAACAUCACCUUCCACCCUGGCUCUGUCUCCUCGGAAGAACGAACGACCUUACUCGGGCAGAAGGGCGUAACGAUUUGGUUGACGGGGCUGAGCGCGAGUGGGAAGUCAACCAUUGCAUGUGCACUGGAACAACAUCUCCUCCACCUACACAAAACCUCCUACCGCUUGGACGGCGACAAUGUCCGAUUCGGCUUGAAUAAAGAUCUGGGAUUUGACGAAAAGUCGAGAAACGAGAAUAUCCGUCGGAUAAGCGAGGUCUCCAAGCUAUUCGCCGACUCCGCAUCUAUCGCCAUCACAGCCUUCAUCUCGCCGUACCGUGUAGACCGGGUAUUCGCCAGGGAGAUUCACGAAAAGGCAUCGCUUCCCUUUGUCGAGGUGUUCGUUGAUGCGCCUCUCCAUGUCGUCGAACAGCGAGAUCCAAAGGGGCUGUACAAGAAAGCCCGUGCGGGAGAAAUUAUGGAGUUUACGGGCAUUUCCGCCCCAUACGAGGCUCCAGAAAACCCAGAAAUUCACAUCGAUACGUCGGUUACGGAUGUUACGGAGAGUGUUCGGAUAAUCACUGAUUUUUUGACGAGUAAAGGCUAUAUUUCCGUGUAG
Messenger RNA from Desarmillaria tabescens, 875 nucleotides. Its product is annotated as adenylyl-sulfate kinase. The transcript has 5 exons. The record is from RefSeq and is a predicted model, not a curated record. The coding region runs from base 270 to 875 and encodes 201 amino acids. Gene Ontology annotation, biological process: sulfate assimilation. Gene Ontology annotation, molecular function: adenylylsulfate kinase activity; ATP binding. Lineage: Eukaryota; Fungi; Basidiomycota; Agaricomycetes; Agaricales; Physalacriaceae.